GCAUACCAGCAAAUUAAGUUUGUUAAAAUCAUGUUUAUGGUAGAAUAAAAACUAUAUUCAAAAAAUUAAAUAGCCCGCUUUCGCUAUUCGACGACGCAAGCAACAAUGGAUGAUGCUUACGCUAGAUCUAAAGAAGACGUACAAAAGUUUUUCGAUGUGAAUGAAAACGUAGGAUUGACCGAGUCUCAGGUUCGAGAAAACAGAGCAAAAUAUGGCUUGAACGAGCUACCUUCGGAAGAUAAAAAAACGGUUUGGCAACUUUUAUUUGAGCAGUUUGAGGAUUUGUUGGUUCGCAUACUUCUCCUAGCAGCGAUAAUUUCCUUCUUACUGGCCCUUUUUGAGGACGGGGAGGAAUCUCUUACUGCCUUUGUGGAGCCAUUUGUUAUUUUAAUGAUAUUACUUGCAAAUGCCAUUGUUGGUGUUUGGCAAGAGCGAAAUGCAGAAAGUGCAAUCGAGGCGUUGAAGGAAUAUGAACCCGAAAUGGGUAAAGUGAGAAGGAAGAAUAAAGCGUCCAUUCAACGAAUUUUAGCCAAGGAUAUAGUUCCCGGCGAUAUUGUCGAGGUGGCAGUGGGCGACAAGAUCCCGGCUGAUAUCAGGUUAACAUUGAUUCGUUCCACUACACUUCGUGUUGACCAAGCAAUUUUGACCGGUGAAAGUGUAAGCGUUAUUAAACAUAUAGAUGUUGUUCCCGACCCGCGGGCAGUCAACCAGGACAAGAAAAACAUGUUGUUUUCCGGUACGAACAUCGCAUCUGGGAAAGCUGUGGGCGUGGUUGUUGGAACUGGACAAAGAACUGAGAUUGGGAAAAUUCGUAAUGAAAUGGCCAGCACAGAAAACGACAAAACGCCCUUACAACAAAAAUUAGACGAGUUCGGUAAACAACUUUCGAAAAUAAUUACUUUGAUCUGCAUAGCGGUUUGGGCAAUUAACAUCGGUCACUUCAACGAUCCGAUUCACGGGGGAUCAUGGAUCAAAGGCGCGGUGUAUUACUUCAAGAUAGCUGUGGCUCUCGCAGUCGCCGCAAUUCCCGAAGGACUCCCUGCCGUCAUCACUACUUGCCUUGCUUUGGGUACACGAAGAAUGGCAAAAAAGAAUGCCAUCGUCCGGAGUUUGCCCUCUGUUGAAACUUUGGGCUGUACCUCCGUAAUUUGUUCUGACAAAACCGGUACCUUGACGACUAACCAAAUGUCAGUUUGUCGGAUGUUUAUUCUGGAUGGAGUACAAAACGACAAUCCAUCAUUUCAUCAAUUCCAUAUUGAAGGCUCUACAUAUGAGCCAAAAGGGGAUGUUAAAAAAGACGACACAAAAGUCAAUGUCCAAGAUUUUGAGGCUUUGUCAGAGCUUGCCACUAUAUGUGCAAUGUGCAACGAUUCUUCAUUAGAUUUCAAUGAAAGUAAAGGUGUAUACGAAAAAGUUGGAGAGGCGACAGAGACUGCUCUUACAGUGCUGUGUGAAAAAAUGAAUGUGGAUGGAAUUCCUCUGGAUGGCAUUUCAAAAUGUUCACGUGCUAAUGCUUGCUGUAAUAGCAUAAAAGAAAGGUUGUCGAAAAAAUUCACGCUCGAAUUUUCAAGAGACCGAAAAUCAAUGAGUUCCUACUGCAUUCCAUGUGACGCGGUUAAUGAUUGUGAUGCCAGAAUGUACGUCAAGGGUGCACCCGAAGGUAUACUUGACCGUUGUACCCAUGUACGAGUUGGAUCUGACAAGGUUCCCAUCACAAAUAAUAUCAAAGCUGAAAUUCUAAAUCUCAUUGCGGAAUAUGGCACUGGUAGAGACACUUUGCGCUGCCUAGCGCUUGGCACUGUCGAUUCCCCGGCUCUAUCAGAAGAUAUGGAUUUAACUGACUCUAAAAAUUUUGCUAAAUAUGAAUCUAACAUCACUUUUGUGGGAGCUGUUGGAAUGUUAGAUCCCCCACGGACCGAAGUUUACCAAGCGAUUGAAGAGUGCAGAUCUGCUGGUAUUCGAGUUAUCGUCAUCACGGGAGACAACAAAGCAACAGCUAAAGCAAUUUGCAGACGUAUUGGAGUAUUCGGAGAAGAUGAAAAUACUGACGGACUUGCUUAUACGGGACGCGAAUUUGAUGAUUUAAAUCCUGACGAACAAUUUGAAGCUUGCCUUAGAGCCCGGUUGUUCGCCAGAGUCGAACCCGCACAUAAGAGCAAAAUAGUUGGGUAUUUACAACGAAACGGUGAUGUGACUGCAAUGACUGGUGACGGUGUGAACGAUGCUCCAGCUCUCAAAAAAGCCGAGAUCGGUAUUGCGAUGGGAAGCGGUACCGCUGUAGCCAAAACUGCAGCUGAAAUGGUCCUUGCAGAUGAUAAUUUUACAUCUAUUGUUGCUGCUGUUGAAGAAGGAAGGGCUAUUUAUAACAAUAUGAAGCAGUUUAUACGAUAUCUGAUCUCGUCCAACAUUGGUGAAGUUGUCUGCAUAUUUUUAGCUGCAGCUUUAGGAGUACCAGAAGCUCUUAUCCCAGUCCAACUAUUGUGGGUCAACUUGGUAACUGACGGUCUACCAGCGACCGCCCUUAGUUUCAAUCCGCCCGAUAUGAAUAUUAUGGACAAGAAACCCCGAUCUACUAAAGAUACCUUGAUCAAUGGGUGGUUGUUAUGUCGCUAUUGCGUAAUUGGAGGUUAUGUCGGUGCUGCAACAGUUGGAGCUUCAAUCUGGUGGUUGGUGUUUGCUGAAACAGGACCUCAGGUCUCAUGGUGGCAGAUUACUCACCACAUGUCGUGCUAUUCGAAUCCAGAAUUGUUUGAAGGAGUGGACUGCAAAAUAUUUGUAGAUUCUCAUCCAAUGACGAUGUCCCUCUCUGUACUUGUACUUAUUGAACUUUUCAACGCCCUGAACAGUAUAUCAGAAAAUCAAUCAAUCUUCACCAUGCCACCUUGGCAGAAUAUUUGGCUCAUGGGGUCGAUUGUCUUGUCACUGAGUUUGCACUUUUUGAUUUUACACGUCGGUCCUUUGCCCAUGGUUUUCCGAGUUUGUCCCUUGAAUUCGUACGAAUGGAUGAUGGUUCUAAAAAUGUCUUUUCCUGUGCUGAUACUAGAUGAAAUUCUUAAAUUUAUUGCUCGUAAUUAUGUUGAAGCUGGGGAAGCUACUCAAUACGGGAAAAAGAAGCAAUAACAUUGUGGGGUAAUAUUUCUAUUGAUUGGUUAAAAUCGCUGUGGAAAACAAACGGGUAGUUGUUGCAGUCGAACGUACUGUAAUUUUUUUGAUGAAUAUACCAUGAGAUGAAUAAUAACCUCGUUUGUCUUAUAUAAAACGGAGCAAAUUUUGAUGGCUGUGCAUUUUGUAUAUUCUAAUUUGGUGAGAUUGCUUGCUUUUUUACAAGUAUUAUAGAUUAUUUGAUUGUUUUAUUAGAAUUAUAAUGUCCAAACGUUGAAUUCAAUUAUAUUUAUAUUUUGAUACAACUUCCCGUUCUCACACGAUUCGUUGGUUGUUCUGCUAUGAUAAUGUCAUCCGGCUGUCAACUCUGUAUCAUUGUUUUAUACUAAUUUCAUUUAUUAUGAAUCAUGAAGGAAAUAGUAGCACAGUCUAUAACGCUAUGUGAUCGCUGCAUUUUACCGAGUAAUCAUCAUACAAAAAAAUUGUCAUCAUAUGCCCUUUUAUUAUAAGUUUGUGCAUUGUGGUAUUUAUAUCAUGUAACAAUUACCGCUACCCGAUAUAGACAUAUUUAUCGGUAGAGUUCGAGUUGUCGUCAAACAAUCCUAAUUACGUUUUUCGUCACGCAGUAAGUAGACAUAAAUAAAUAACCGUCAUAAACAGGGUUGCAUAAUAUUCGUUUUAGUCUUAAAAGUCGUCGUUCGUGUUUCAUCAACAACACGUAUUCAGAUAUUUAUGACAAAAAAUUAUUUCAUUUUUAUUUUGAUUAUACGUGUCGUUUUCACGCAUUAAAGAAUUAUUUUUGUUUCAUUCAUCGAGGUCACUCGGCGACUCAAAUGUCGGCAAGUUGUAAAUUUUAUUUGUUUUCCGAAACGGUAUUUUCAUGAUUAAAGCUUUUAUUCAAUACAAAAUUAGCGACUGCAAUAAAAAAUAAUUUUGUAAGUUAUCCGACAAAAGCGUUACAUUAAAGGUAAUGAUCUGAAUAAAAUUUCCAAAAUCUAAUUGUUAUACCAAAUCGUAACUGUAUUUUCAACGCUUGAUUUAUCCUUUUAUGAGAAAUUUAUUCGUCUGAUUUAUUUUAAUUCGGAUAACUAUCGUCGGAACAGGAUUAUAAAACUGAUCCCAUUUCGAGUUGACAGUGACUGAUUUUGGCUUUGAAUCUUUUAUGAGGUUGCUGCGUUUCAGUGACUCCAUUAGUAUCCCUCCGGAAUAUAUUUUGGUGAGAUUGAUCUUCAAUUCUCAUUUCUGAAUGUACGUGGCUACAUACAUACAUGAUAAUUUGAUACUUCGUAAACACAACAUGAUAAGGAAAUCAUAGUUUAGUAAAUGAUUAAUUAAUGUAAGAUUGUGCCCGAUAACAGAAUUUACUCCUAUUACAUUUUUAUAUUUAUUAUCGGAUACAAUCAAUAAGAUCACCAGGAUAAUAUUAUAAAUAAUUUUUAAUUCUUUUUGUACCGGUAUUGGUAAGUUCGCAGAUAUAUUAUCAAAUUAAAUUGGCAACUAGUUAUAAAAUUUAAAUUGUUUUGACAUACCUUUGACUUUUGCUUGUGCGUGCACCCCAUUCCAUGCUAUGUAUUUUUUGUGUGUGGUUUUCGUAUCUUUAUUUGCACAACGAUUUAUUGUUCGUUAUAUUUUAACUACGCCCUGUUCACAGAGCAAUUUCAUUGUUGCGGGCAUGCUCGACUUUUCGCGAAUGUAUUUGCGGGUUUACUCACAGUAGGUACGAGGUUAUUCCAAUCCGUACAUCGGUUGUUAAAUAUAUUAAAAAAUCGUUCUUCGUCAAUCACCAUCCAAGUAUGACGCGGCGUUGCAUAGCAUCAACCCUCGACAAUCAACGAGCACAAAACGACAAAAAUACUGUUCGAUAUUUAGAUAUACCGGUAAUUCUUUGCAAUAUAAUCGCAAGCUUAUUUGCUUAGGACAGUGGUUCCCAACCUUCUAUGGCUCGUGGCCCCCUUCCAGAGGCUAUUAGCAUUCAUCGCCCCCUGUCUAUCAUUCCAGUGACAUUCAUAGUGUUAUUAUGGUUGGUAAAUUCCAAAUCCCAUUGUGUUCAAAUAAUUCAUGCUCAACAAAGUGAAAACACCUGUGAAAUAACCCGAUCAAGCAAUGGAACUAGGAAGAAUGGGGAUUUUUUUUGUGAAGUCAAAAGUAAAAUCAGUUUUGCGCCUGGCAUUGUGGCCCUUUUCAAUUGCUCCGUGAGGGCCAUGGGCCCCACAGUUGGAAACCGUUGACUUAGGACAUAGUUCUUAGUCCUUUUUCAUUUCCCAGUUGUUCAGCAUUGCUCUGAUAUGCUAUGUAAAUGGGUUUGUGUUUUGGGUGUGGAUGUACUUGUAACCGUAUUGAGCAAAAUUUUACAAAAUAUCCAAUAUGCAUUUCUUUGACAAUCCUUUAUACCCGAUUUUACAAAUAAUAUUGUACAUGUGUUUUAUAGACGUCACAAGAUAAGAUAAACGCAAUGUUAUAACCUUUCUUUCUUUAGAAAAUAACAUGCAGUAAUAUUCGUAUUUCGCAAUCAUUUCAUUUUCAAAAAUCGGACACGAUGUAACUAAUUUUCACAUUAGCUUGUAUAUUACAUAUCGUAUUUUGCUUAUUUCCAUUUUAUAUAUAUAUUUUUUUCAUUAUAUAUUACCAUGCAGUUUUGCAUAUUCUCAAAUGAAGUGAGUGACCAGUAGUAUGGCUUUUUCCAUUUAUGGAAUAUACAUGCAUAAGAUGAUGAUGUGAAUGGGAAUAUAUUUUGCUUGCAUAUUACUCUACUUUUAUAUCGCUUGGUUUGCUUUUAGCUGUGACCUGAAAUUUUGCCGAUGACUAUCGAUUUUCAUGUCGCUGGAUUCAGGAAAUCUCCCCCCAAUAUAAAGACAAAUAACAGAAAUUAUAGCGUGAUGAGUAUUAAGUAAAUGACAUUUCCCCAUGGCAUUUACCUGCAAUUCCUAUUUUGCAUCGAAACUAAAAUCAAUAAAUAGUUUUUUUCUGACAGUGUGUUAUUUACUACUUCAUUCCUCCGGGUAUAUUAUAAAGACAAUAUGAGAAUCGAUUGGAAAUUCAAUUUUUACAAAUAGGAAUGGAUUGUUGUGAACAUAAAUCAUUGUUACAUUGGUAUUACAUCACAAUUGGAAUUCA
This is a messenger RNA of Styela clava, 6216 nucleotides long. The record is from RefSeq and is a predicted model, not a curated record. Lineage: Eukaryota; Metazoa; Chordata; Ascidiacea; Stolidobranchia; Styelidae.